AUGAAUAUUUUUAGUAAUAAUAAAGUUCUAUAUAGAAAUUAGUGUAAUCAAGGCAGUGUUAAUUUAGAGAACAUUAAUUUAAUCGAUUUAAAUGAACACCCAAAAAUUGAAAUAAAAGAAUUUUCAGCGUAAAUAUUUAUUUCAAAUAUUAGAAAUUCAAGUCAAAAGUAUUUUGAAAGUAGUUAAAACAAUCAAAGAAGAGAUCAUAAUUAUUUCAUAAUUAAACCCUUAUUCUAAUAAUAGAUUAAAAUAGAUUAGUCUUCUCAAUCAUUCAUUGAUUUGGAUUAAGAAUCUGAUUAAAAAAUAUUUCAAGAAUUGUUUGAAUAAUAUUAGAUGGAAACAAUUUAAUUAGAUAAUUAAUUGGAUAAUUAUUCUUAUGAUUAUUUAUUAUUAUUCAAUCAUUCACAAUUCUAUUAUAAAUCAAAUAGUUUCUCUUAUUAUUAAUUAUCGAAAAACAUUAUUCAAUUAAUUGGAAAGCUUUAUGAUUUAUAACUUGAUUUAAAUAACAAUCCGUCAUUUCUAAUAUAAUAAGGCAAAUUUGUAAUUUUUUUGGAAAAUAAAAAAUUUAAUUUAAUUGGUUUUGGUGUUGAAUAUUGUGGAAAAUCAAAGAUUAAGAAAUAUGAAGGUGAAUUUGAAAAUGGAAAGUAUAAAUAAAAUGAACUAAAUAAAAUAAUUUUUUAAGGAUCAUAGAGUGCACCAAUUAGAAAAAUAUUUAUUUAUGAUGUUUAGAAUGGAAAUUUAAUAAAUAAAGAUCAUUAAAAUUAAAAUAAACAAUAUGAAGAAAAAUAAAUUGAGAAUUGGGUGAAAUAUAAUUAAUAAAUUUCAACAGAAGAUGUAAAAAUUUUAAAGUAAAAUGGAAGAUUAACAAGUAGUAUAAUAGAUAGUUAUGUUUUUUAUUUAAAUCUAUAAAGUGAAAAUGAGUAUUUUACAAAGGUUAGAGAUAAAUCAAGAAAAAUAUACAAAUUAUUACUCUUGACAACUGCUCUAACAACAAAUUUUGGAGAAAAUUACACAUUUUAGAAAGCUAAGGACUUAUUUGAAGAAGAAUUACUUUAAUUUUAAGAAAUAAAUUAUGAAAUCAAAAAAAUCUAUCAAUAAGUAGGGUUUCCAAUUAAUAAAUACAAUAAUCAUUGGUAUUUUAUUCUUUUUGAUUUGAAUAUUAAUAAAUGCUUGAUAUUUGACUCCCUGAUAAAUCCAAAUAGUUUCUAUAAUUAUGAUAAAUAUCUUAUAUAAACUCUCUAAUAACUACUAAAGAUCUAAUUAUUGGAAAUUCAAUUGAGUUAGUAUUCAGGAUAAUAAAUAGAUAAUUAUUCAUGUGGGUAUCAUGUUUGUUAAUUCAUGAAAUACUGUCAAAAAGUUCAAUUUUAGGUUAACAAGAAAUACUCAUAUGUCAGAACAAAAAUUGUAAAACAUUUAGAGAAAAUUAUUGCAAAAAAUGACACUGAAGUUAAAUCUUAAAAAUAAGUAUGA
This is a messenger RNA of Paramecium sonneborni, 1470 nucleotides long. The record is from the annotation of a GenBank genome assembly. Lineage: Eukaryota; Ciliophora; Oligohymenophorea; Peniculida; Parameciidae.